This is a messenger RNA of Guyanagaster necrorhizus, 1967 nucleotides long. RefSeq lists its product as uncharacterized. The coding region runs from base 89 to 1765 and encodes 558 amino acids. The transcript has 9 exons. Gene Ontology annotation, molecular function: structural constituent of nuclear pore; phospholipid binding. Lineage: Eukaryota; Fungi; Basidiomycota; Agaricomycetes; Agaricales; Physalacriaceae. The record is from RefSeq and is a predicted model, not a curated record. Gene Ontology annotation, biological process: RNA export from nucleus; protein import into nucleus. Gene Ontology annotation, cellular component: nuclear pore; nuclear pore central transport channel.
CUUGAUCACGUCUUUCAAUCGUUCGCAAAGCCUAAGAGUACUCUCUGCUUAGCUCUUUGCCUAUAUUCUUACAGGGAAACAAGUCAGCAUGAGUGCGUUUGGUCAGGGCAAUAACUUUUUUGCUGGAGGUGGCGCGCCUGCAGCAUCAGGCAGUGGUACCCCAAGUUCUUUCGGUGCAACGAAACCGAACGCCUUCGGAGGUGCCUCAACGAAUGCUUCUACAGCUCCUGCUAGUGGCAGCCUGUUUGGAAGCGGAAGUACGAAUACUACGACCACGGCGCCUGCCGGUGGGAGUGCUUUCAGUCUCCCUCAGUCAGCUGGGAGCAGCACGACGGCGACCCAACCAACUUCAACCUUCUUCAGCCAACCAGCUGCAUCUAGUGGGACUGCCGGAGGAGGACUGUUUGGAUCCACACCGAAACCAGCUGGGGACACGUCCGCUGCACCGAAACUGAGCGCCUUUGGAGGAGGUGGUGCUGGUCUAUUUGGGAACAACACGUCUGCUGCCACUACUGCUUCAGCUCCUGCUACCUCUGGUGGUGGGCCAGCGCCAAGCGCCACACCAACACCCAACGCCUUUGGUGCGAGCCUAUUUAACAAACCCGCAGGAACCGCUAGCGCUGCCUCUGCUGCUACUUCGCCUCUUGUCCCCCCUCCUGCAGGUACAUUUACUGACUCCAAUGCACCAAAACCCAACCUUUUCGGCAACAGCUUGUUUGGUCAGACACCUGCCCCCACCAAUGCUUCGGCAGCGUCAUCAUCUACGCCUGGUGCUUCAACAUCUACCACACAGCCUACCGCUUCGGGCAGCGGUCUUCUGAAGCCAGGCCUUUUUGGUAAUACUGCAACAGCGACUUCAACAACAGCAUCAACCUCAACGCCUGCGUCAGCGUCGGCCACUACUUCUGCUGGUGGCUUAUUUGGUGCUAAACCUGCCGACAAGAAAGAAGGUGCCCCAGCCGCAUCUGCCUUUAGUUUACCGGGUUCAAAACCUGAUGAGAAGAAGGACGUGCCUGCCGCGUCAUCCUUUGGCUUAGGUGCGAAGCCCGCCGAAAAAGAAUGUGACAAACCUUCAGGACUCACUCCCAGCACGUCAACUGCACCCGUCGCGGUGGAGCCACCUUCCAUGCUUAGGGGAAAAACUAUCGAAGAGAUCGUCAACAAAUGGUCAACGGAUCUCGAGACACAUGUUCGCGAAUUUAACAAAUUUGCCGGGGAGGUCGCCGUCUGGGAUCGAGCUCUUAUAGAAAAUGGGAACAACUUGGCAGCUCUGUACGGUCACGUCCUGGCUGCGGAGCGAGAACAGAAUGAAGUGAACCAAUCACUCGAUCACAUAGAACAGCAGCAAAGAGAUCUUGCUGCGACAUUGGAUGCGUAUGAAAAAACUGCCCAAGAGAUAUUUGGCGGACAAGGGGCAAAUCUCAGGUCUAUUGAUAAAGGCCCAGCUGACAUGGAACGGGAUAAGAAUUACAUGUUGGCCACGGACCUACAAACCAAUCUCGACGAUCUCUCGGGAUCGCUGACACAAAUCAUCGAAUCGGUUAAUUCUUUGUCGUUACCCUCAGACAACUCAUCUCAGGAUCCGAUGACUCAGAUAACCCAGAUUCUAAGCAGCCAUUUGGAGAGCCUGCAAUGGAUCGAUAACGCUGUAAAGGAAGUCGAUACGAAGGUUACGGAGGUUGAAAAGAAGGUCCGAGAGUCCGGUCAUGGAUCUUCUCUCAACAGCAAUACCAACUACAAGUCAAGGGGCUUUAGUCUUCGAUAAACUUUACAUGAGGAGUCAUGGUCAUUGCUGUAUAAAACAUAUGUCUCUCUAUGAUAAUAGCAAAGCGUAUGUUACAUAAUAAAGUCUAAUAGGUUACAAGACGCUGUAUCUUCCCAUCGUGGCAGUAGGAUUGCGCAUCUCUGCCUGUAACGCAGCUGCAGAUGCUUCGAUGAGCAACCGCUUGAUUUCUCUCACGGCUUGU